This is a messenger RNA of Fundulus heteroclitus (mummichog), 1675 nucleotides long. It is a transcript of the gene tufm, whose product is annotated as Tu translation elongation factor, mitochondrial. Lineage: Eukaryota; Metazoa; Chordata; Actinopteri; Cyprinodontiformes; Fundulidae. Gene Ontology annotation, biological process: mitochondrial translational elongation. Gene Ontology annotation, cellular component: mitochondrion. Gene Ontology annotation, molecular function: GTPase activity; GTP binding; translation elongation factor activity. Bases 69 to 1409 code for a protein of 446 amino acids. The record is from RefSeq and is a predicted model, not a curated record. The transcript has 10 exons.
CAGCGUUGGGCCGGGUCAGGGUAUCCUCUUGAUAUUUUCAUCGUCUUUGGUUUGUCUAACUCUCCAAGAUGGCGGCGCUUGUGGGGCUGCGUGCCUGUUUCUCCGCCCUUCAGCUCACUUCUCCAAGCCUUCUGCACGGCUCCUUCAAGCUCUGCGCCGUGCCUUUGAGUCGGCGGACCUAUGCGGCCGAGGCUAAGAAGACGUACAGCAGAGAGAAGCCUCACGUGAACAUCGGGACCAUCGGCCACGUGGAUCACGGCAAAACCACCCUGACUGCAGCCAUCACAAAAGUGCUCUCCGAUGCCGGUGGUGCAAAUUACAAAAAAUACGAGGAGAUUGACAAUGCUCCCGAGGAGAAGGCCAGAGGAAUCACCAUCAACGCCUCUCACGUGGAGUACACCACAGCCAACAGACAUUACGCCCACACAGACUGCCCCGGCCACGCCGAUUACGUCAAGAACAUGAUCACGGGCACGGCUCAGAUGGACGGCUGCAUCCUGGUGGUGGCGGCCACCGACGGGCAGAUGCCCCAGACGCGGGAGCACCUCCUGCUGGCCAGGCAGAUUGGCGUCGAGCACGUGGUGGUUUUCAUCAACAAGGCCGACGCCGUGGAGGACAAAGAGAUGCUGGACCUGGUGGAGAUAGAGAUCCGCGAGUUGCUCACAGAGUUCGGCUACGCCGGCGACACCACGCCCGUCGUGAUUGGCUCGGCCCUCUGCGCCCUAGAGAACAAGCAGCCUGAACUGGGAGUGGAUGCGGUGAUGAAGCUGCUGGAGAUUGUGGAUUCAUACGUUCCUCUGCCCAAAAGAGAGCUGGAAAAACCUUUCCUCCUGCCCAUCGAAGGUGUUUAUUCAAUCCCAGGCAGAGGGACCGUUGUGACCGGCACGUUGGAGAGAGGCUUGAUCAAGAAAGGAGACGACUGCGAGUUUGUGGGUCACAAUCGUUCCUCCAAGUCUGUGGUUACAGGUAUCGAGAUGUUCCACAAGUCUCUGGACCGGGCCGAGGCAGGAGACAACCUGGGCGCGCUGGUGCGAGGCCUGAAGAGGGAAGACGUGAGGAGGGGGAUGGUGAUGUGCAAGCCCGGCUCCAUCAUGCCCCACCAGAAAGUCAAAGCCCAGGUUUAUGUUCUGAGCAAGGAGGAGGGAGGCAGACACAAGCCGUUCGUCACCAACUUCAUGCCCGUCAUGUUCUCUCUCACCUGGGACAUGGCCUGUAGGGUAACUCUACCUGCAGACAAGGAAAUGGUGAUGCCAGGAGAGGACACGUCGUUGACGCUUACACUUCGCCAGCCCAUGGUGCUGGAGAAGGGCCAGAGGUUCACUCUGAGAGAUGGAAACAAAACCAUCGGUACCGGCCUGGUCACCGAUAUCCUGACCGCGACAGAUGAAGAUCAGUGCAACUGGGGCUGAAGGGAAUAAUGCACCAUAGGCUGGGCAGGGCUGGGGAUUGGAGCACCAAGGGAUACCAGGGGGGGGGUCUGUGAGGGGGCUGGCUGCCAGUCAGAUGAAUCUACUCAACAGAGAUACAGAACACUGAAAAAUAAAACGCCUAGGCAAGACAGAAAUGCAACGAUCUGUUGAGCAGUUCAACCCAACCAAAAUACCUGUAAUGGCUAGCCAAGACUUCAUGUUGGUCAAAAUUACGUCCUUUAUGUAAUAAAAUGUAUUUAAUAAUA